Molecule: messenger RNA, 1596 nt
Organism: Folsomia candida
Lineage: Eukaryota; Metazoa; Arthropoda; Collembola; Entomobryomorpha; Isotomidae
Product: medium-chain specific acyl-CoA dehydrogenase, mitochondrial
Exons: 16
Coding region: 145-1410 (421 amino acids)
Biological process (GO): fatty acid beta-oxidation; medium-chain fatty acid catabolic process
Cellular component (GO): mitochondrion
Molecular function (GO): flavin adenine dinucleotide binding; medium-chain fatty acyl-CoA dehydrogenase activity
Source: RefSeq, a predicted model, not a curated record
AACACAAAAAUAAAAACAUCAGAAAAGCAGUCCAUCCAGUGCAACAGUUAGAUAAAUUAUUUUAAUUACUUUAGUAAUUAUAUAACGUGAAGGUGGGUUUACUUUAUAUUCCAAGAGGCUGAUCUAGCUAACUAAAUCAUAAAGAUGAUGAAUUUAGCAAAAUCGUCGGUGAAAAAUGUCCAAUCCAUGCUGCGACUAGCAGCAUGCAGAGCCUCCAGUACGAGUCCUGCUGCCGAUCUUGGCUUCAACUUUGAACUUAGUGAUACACAAAAGGAGCUUCAACAGCUGGCCAGAAAAAUUGGAAGAGAGGAAGUUCUCCCACGCGCAGCGGAAUUUGACCGUACAAUGGAGUUCCCCUGGGAAAUUAUUAAGAAGAUAUGGGAACUAGGGAUUCUUAACCCUAUGGUUCCUGAAGCAUAUGGUGGUCCUGGGCUGGGCUGCCUUGAUAGUUGUCUCAUGGUUGAAGAAAUUGCAUAUGGAUGCAGUGGAAUUUUGACUGCUGCGUUUGGAAAUUCUUUAGCGUCAUCUCCGUUGUUCUUCGGUGGUUCUGACGCACAGAAGAAAAAGUUCCUCGGUCGGCUAAUUGAACAGCCUCUAAUUGCCGCUUACUGCGUAACGGAACCUGGUGCAGGAUCUGAUGUUUCAGGACUUAAGACAAAGGCCGAAAAGAAAGGAGACGAAUAUAUUUUAAAUGGUCAGAAGAUGUGGAUUACUGGCGGAGGUCAUGCGUCGUGGUACUUUGUCUUAGCUCGGACUAAUUCUGACCCUAAGGCCCCAGCUGGAAAGGCAUUUACUGGGUUCAUUGUUGAGGGUGAUUCUCCUGGAAUCACAAAGGGCAGAAAAGAGAUUAAUAUGGGGCAGAGAUGCAGUGAUACCAGGGGAAUUACUUUUGAAGAUGUGCGAGUUCCGAAAGAAAAUGUACUCAUGGGUGAGGGCCAAGGUUUUAAGAUAGCGAUGGGUGCUUUCGAUAGAACCAGACCUCCAGUUGCAGCAGGAGCCGUCGGUCUCGCACAAAGAGCACUAGACGAAGCCACAAAAUAUGCAUUGGAAAGAAAGGCUUUUGGAACUGAAAUUAUCAAUCAUCAGGCAGUGGCUCAUAUGCUUGCGGAUAUGGCAAUAGGUGUCGAAGUUUCUCGUUUAAUGGUUAUGAGAGGCGCAUGGGAGUUAGAUCAAGGCCGAAGAAACACGUAUUAUGCGUCAAUCGCGAAAGCCAUCGCUGCGGAGACAGCAAACAAGGCAGCCGCAGACGCUGUUCAGAUAUUUGGUGGAAAUGGUUUCAAUACGGAAUACCCUGUUGAGAAGUUGAUGCGUGACGCCAAGAUUUUCAAGAUUUAUGAGGGAACAACCGAGAUCCAGAAACAUAUUAUAUCUCGCGAAUUAGUUGGACGAUUUAAACAAAAUGUGAUGUAAGGUUCAACCAUAACAUUCAUGUAAUUUAUCUAAAUAAAAUCAGGUAAUGCUGUAUUGCAAGUUAUAUAUAUAAUAUACUGCUCAUACAAAACUGCUUGUUAAUCUUGUGUACCCUCUAAAUCAAUACACAUCAAUAUUCUUGCAUCAUAGAUAAAAAUUAAAAUAAAGAACUAUUGUUACAAAAUA